Messenger RNA from Lodderomyces pseudojiufengensis, 2382 nucleotides. RefSeq lists its product as uncharacterized. NCBI's taxonomy places the organism in Eukaryota, Fungi, Ascomycota, Pichiomycetes, Serinales, Debaryomycetaceae. The transcript has a single exon. The record is from RefSeq and is a predicted model, not a curated record. Gene Ontology annotation, molecular function: phosphatidylinositol binding; protein binding. Bases 1 to 2382 code for a protein of 793 amino acids.
AUGAGUAUUUCAACAGCAACACAACCAACUGUUUUAUCUCAUGGUUCUAUAAAAUCAUCUCCUAAAAUUAUAUCAUCACCUAUUCAAAUUUCAUCAUCAUCACCAAAAUCAUCAUCAUUACCAAAAACAUCAUCAAUUAUAGCAAAUAAAAUAAAUUCACUUUCAACACCAUUAAGAUCACUUACUAUUUCAAAUCCAACAACAGAAGAUCAAAAUAACUUUCAAACAAAUUUAAAAUCAAAUAUUAUAUUAAUUACAAAAUUUACAUUUAAAUCAGAAACAAGUAAUGAAUUAAGUAUUCAAAAGGGUGAUAUAUUAAAAUUAUUAGAUAUACCAAGUAAUGGUUGGUUAUUAGUAAAAUUUAUUGAUAAAUUAAAACCUCCUGGUUUAGUACCUGCUCAAUAUGUUGAUAUAGCAAUAAAUGAUCCAAUAAAUCCUAUAACAUUAAAUUGGUUACAUUCUACAGAUUCAUCAUUAUCAUCAUCAAAUAUUAUAAAAGAUCAUAAAUUUCUUAAUUUACAAUUUAAUAAAAUAGAAUCAAAAUUUCAAACAAUAAAUAAUAAACCUUAUCCAAUAUUAGUUUCAAUACUGAAUUUUGCAUUAUUUAAACAAAGAUAUUGGUAUAGAUUAGAUGUUGAAUUAUCAAAUAAAUCUAAAAUUUAUUUAUGUAGAUAUUAUCAAGAUUUUUAUAAUUUACAUAUAAAUUUAUUAAAAUUUUUAAAUGAUAUACCCCAAGAAGAUAAAUUGGAAGAAGAUGUUGAUUUAAAAUUACCUAAAUUACCUGAACCAUUACCAACAAGAUUAAAACAUGAUGAAAAUAAUAGCGCCAUAAUUGAAGUGGAAGAAGAAGAAGAAGAAAAUAUAAAUUUAUUAUUAAAAAGAUGUAAUGAUUUAAAUAUUUAUAUUAAUAAAUUAAUUUUAAAUAAAUAUUUUCAAACUUCAAUGGAAAUAAUAGACUGGUUAGAUUUAAAUUAUAAUAAUUUACCUGGUUUUUUAGAAAUUGAUGAAAUUGAAAAUGAUGAUAUAAAUCAAAAAAUUUUACCUGGUUCAAUUGAUGUUGUUAAAAAUUAUAAUGAAAAAAGGUUAAAAUUAGAAGAAGAAGAGAAGAAAAAGGCUAAUAGAGAAGAAGAUGAAGAAGAAAAUGAUGAUGAUAGAGAAAACAAUGAAGAUUCUGAUGAUGAAAAUUCAGAAAAAGAAGAUUUACCAUCAAGAACAAAAUCAAAAAAUAUUUAUAAUAAUUAUCAACAAGCUUCAAAUGUAUUUAGACAAAAUUCAAAUUCAAUAAAAAGAUCACAAUCAAAAAAAGUAACUUCACUAACUAAAACAAAAUCAAAACUGUCAUCACCAAUUUCUUCAACUCCAAAUACAAGUUUUAAUAAUAAUAAUUCAAAUAUUUCAAAUACUUCAAUUAAUUUAAAUUCAAAAGAUAGUUUUAUAAAAGAAAAUGAUAAUGUUACUCCAAAUACUUCAAUGGAUUCAAAUCAAUUUUCAAAUUCUCCUAAAUUAAGAAGAAAAAUGUCUCAACAACAACAAUCACAACAAUCACAACCUUCGUCAUCACAACAUCAACAUCAUCAACAUCAACAACAACCAAAAUCAAUGCCAACUCCACCAUUACCAUUUUCAAUUCAACAACAAGGAAUGGGAACUCCUACUAAAACUCAUCAAAUGGUGCCGAAUUCCCCACAUUAUUUCCAACAACAACAUCCACCUCAUCCAAAUCAUCCAAAUCAUCCACAUCAUAAUAACUAUCACCAUCACCAAAAUCAACCCCAAUAUCCUCAAAAUUUCCAAACUGUUCAACCACCACCAACUCAUUUCAUUCAAAAUCCAAAUUCUCCAAAUUCAAAACCUGGUUAUUCAUCAAGAAAUUUAAAUAAAAAUCAAUCACCUCAAAUAUCUCCGUUUCCAUCAACUUAUUAUUAUAAUCAGUCUGUUCCUCAACCACCACCAGCACAAACUUCUCAAUAUCAAAAUCCUAAAUUAUCACCAUUAAGUAUAAAUACAAAAAUUUUCCCCAUAUCAGGUUAUCCAACUCCAAAUCAAACACCAAUUUCAAAACAACAAUCACCAAUUACGAAGCAAUCAAAGAAUCCUCAACAACAUCCAUUAAAAAAUAAUCAAAUAUUAAGAUGUAAAAUAAUAAACCUAAAUCAAGAAGUAAUUAAUAUAAGUAUACCAAAAUUUCAAAUAUUAAAUAUAAAAACAUUAAAAAGAGUUGUAUUUAAAAAAUUAAAUUUAAUUGAUUCAAAACAUUUGCUUUUAAUGAAGUUACCAAAUUUUAAAAAUUUUGAAAAUUUAGAUUUGUUAGUUAAUAAAUUUAAUUUUGAUGAAUUUUUAAAAUUUAAUUCUGAAAUUGAUUUAAAAAUUGGAUUAAUUUAA